ACUUCUGCUCCAGACCGCUUCCCGUUCCAUCCUGUUUGGCACCAGGCUGGAUCCACAACUGCUCGAGGGCCUGGAAACCCGCCACGGACACAAGCAGAGUGAUAAAACUCCAUAAAAGAAGAAGUAAAGGAUCCUAUGACAGAAAAUGACUCACAACAGCUUGCUGUCCCUGGCCUCACUGAUGCUGCUGACCCUGAUGUCGGUUCUUUCCCAAGAAUGCACCAAGUAUAAAGUGAACAGCUGCCAAGAUUGCAUCCAGUCAGGGCCCGGCUGUGCCUGGUGUAAGAAACCGGAUUUUACCAAAAGAGGAGAGCCAGACUCAAUUCGCUGUGACACUAAAGAGCAGCUCAUCCAGAGAGGAUGUGAGGAAGGGAACAUCAUGAACCCGAACAGCGUUGCCAUUCCAGAGGAGAGAGAGAUGCUCAACAAUCAGAAGCAACUGACUCCGCAAAAAAUGAGGCUCCAGUUGCGACCAGGUCAGGCAGCUGUAUUCAAUGUCACAUUUAAAAGGGCCAAAGGUUAUCCGAUUGAUCUGUACUAUCUGAUGGACCUUUCCUACUCCAUGUCUGAUGAUCUGCAAAACGUAAAGCGGCUGGGAGCCGACCUGCUGAAAGCCUUGAAGGAAAUCACCGAGUCGGGUCAGAUAGGGUUUGGCGCCUUUGUGGAUAAGACCGUGCUCCCCUUUGUCAAUACCCACCCGGAAAAACUGAAGAAUCCGUGUCCAAACAAGGAAACCAAGUGCCAGCCUCCUUUCGCCUUUAAGCACGUCCUGAAACUCACCGGGAAUUCAGAGCAGUUUAAAAACGAGGUCGAGAAAGAGUUCAUAUCCGGAAACCUGGAUGCCCCCGAGGGGGGACUUGAUGCGAUGAUGCAGGUUGCAGUGUGCGCGAAUGAAAUCGGCUGGCGCAACGUCACUCGUUUGCUGGUGUACACCACAGACGAUGGUUUCCAUUUUGCUGGGGACGGGAAACUUGGAGCCAUCCUGACCCCCAAUGACGGUCAGUGCCAUCUGGAGAACAAUUUCUACAAAAGCAGCAAUGAAUUUGACUACCCAUCGGUUGGUCAACUGGCACUGAAGCUGGCGGAAAAUAAUAUCCAACCUAUUUUUGCUGUUACCAAAAAAAUGGUUAAAAUAUAUGAAAAGCUCACAGAAAUCAUUCCAAAAUCUGCUGUCGGGGAACUGUCAGAGGAUUCCAGCAAUGUGGUCCAACUCAUUAAAGAUGCUUACAAUAGAUUAUCCUCUAGAGUCUUCCUGGAUCACAGCACUCUUCCGGACACUCUGAAAGUCACCUAUGACUCCUUCUGCAAAAACAGCAGUAUAAAAAAAGACCAACCUAAAGGAGACUGCGACAAUGUCAAAAUCAACGAAGAGAUUACAUUCCAAGUGAAAGUUGUAGCCACAGAGUGCGUCAAAAACCAAUCUUUCGUCAUCCGACCGCUGGGUUUCACGGACACCUUGACGGUGAAAGUCGAGUCCCAGUGCACCUGUCCGUGCGACGAAUCGAAAAGCGACAGGAAGCACUGCAACGACAAAGGCAACGUAGAGUGUGGGAUCUGCAGAUGUGAUUCGGGCUUUGUUGGAAAAAACUGCGAGUGUGAAACCAAGGGCAAAAGCAGCCAGGAUCUGGAAGUGAGCUGCAAGAAGGACAACGGCUCGGUCACCUGCUCGGGACUUGGAGACUGUGUCUGCGGGCAGUGCAUCUGCCACACCAGUGACACCCCCAACAAGCAGAUCUAUGGGACUUUUUGCGAGUGUGACAAUGUCAACUGUGAACGUUAUGACAUGAAGGUCUGCGGUGGAGAAGAAAGAGGACGCUGUGACUGUGGACAAUGCAAAUGCAAUUCAGACUACGAAGGGAGUGCCUGCCAUUGCAAGAAAUCGAUAGAAGGCUGUCUGAAUAGUAGAGGACGCGAGUGCAGUGGCCGGGGCAAAUGCAUAUGUAAUAUCUGCAAUUGUAAUACGGGUUAUAGGGCACCAUUUUGCGAAGAAUGCCACGGGUGCACAUCCCCAUGUGCCAAAUACAUCUACUGCGCAGAAUGCCUGAAAUUUGAAAAAGGUCCAUUCGAAAAGAACUGCUCUAAGGCAUGUUCCAAUAUCAAACUUCUAAAUGGAAAUACUCUAAACGGCAAGUCGUGCAGAGAAAAAGACUCAGAAAACUGCUGGUUGAACUACACCAUGAAGUUAAUGGACGGAGAAGAAUACUACAUUCAAGUGGAUGAAAAACGAGAAUGCAUCGCGGGGCCGAACAUCGCUACCAUCGUGGGUGGCACGGUGGCUGGAGUGGUACUGAUCGGCUUGCUGUUGCUCGCCAUCUGGAAAGCAGUGACCCAUUUCAAUGACCUGCGGGAAUACAAAAGAUUCGAGAAGGAGAAGUUGAAGUCCCAGUGGAACAAUGAUAAUCCCCUUUUCAAGAGCGCAACUACCACUGUUAUGAAUCCCAGAUUUACGGAGAAUUAAAUGGAUCUGCAGGAUGAAGAACUGAGGAGAAAUAAGAUCAUCUCCUGCAUCACCAAAAUGUCUAACCCUGACCCAUUAACUUGGUACUCUCUAAUAAUAGACCAGGCUUGUUUUUACCGUCUGCCUUGAAUCUCCAUCUGUUUCUCCCUGUUAGUGGUUCUGGAUAAUUCUGGAAAUGAGGAUUUGAGAAAGGGGCCGCCUAUCUGUAUAUCUGUACCAGGUAAAAACUCUGGGUUUCUGCAAACAUCGGUUUCUCUUUCACCUGGAAUAUUUGAUCAGUCUCAUAGUCUUAUCCUACCUGAAAAUCCACAUAUGUUUCAGGAGUUGCCUCUUCCCUCCGUUCUCCUUUCUUAUUUUAGAAAUCGGGUACUUCUCUCUUUCAGUAUUUGCCAAUGUGUGUGUUUCCUGGCCCAAAUCCCCCUCUCCUGAUUGUUCUUUCUAAAAAAGAAAUCUAAAACCAUUUUCCAAAACCUCAGCUUCAAGCUUGCUCAACCCAAACGUUAGCAUAGAGCUCAUGGAAAGCUGGUGGAAGCUAGGCCCAUGGAGGACUGUAGGAGUGUGGAAGAAAAACUUUACAGACUCUGUGUUGUGUUCAGAAAAAGGUACAUCAGAGACAAGUUUUGUUACUACUAGUGCUUCACCCGAUAAUAUUAGGGAGAGGCGUUGAGCAGGAGAGAUUCCCCUGCUAGCCAAGGCCAGCUCAACUUCAAGCAAUACAGAGCUUCUUUACAUACCAUUAGUACAGCAUUCAUAAUGAUCAGAACAAUACAACAGGAGAAAUACUGUAGGAUAGAAAAUGGAGAGUCCCUGGGGCAUUUUCUGUUUAGUCCUGGACCUCCUUAGAUAAGGUGAUAAGCAGGGCCAGAGGCUUGAUGGGUUCAAGGGCGUGUUUUUACCAUGUUGUAAUAUGCUUGACUGAAAUCGAGCUUGGCUACUCAAUCAUGAAACCAAGUUAUUGAGUUAGUCAUAUAGCCAAUUUAUUUGAGUCAAUCAAAUCACUGGGCUUGGCUUUUAGUAAAUCAACUAAGCAGGGAGUUUGGGUUAAUCAAACCACUGUGCUUGACUUGAUUGAAUCAAGUAACCAAGCCUGGAGGCAAUCAACCCUUCAGGUACACCCAAAGUGGCCGAGGAGGCCUAGUCAGAGGGAAAGGUCAGAGAGAAAGUAGGAUAAAUGCAGGACCUUGUCCAUUGUUCUUCCACAGGAGCUAGAUGUGAAUUUGUUAUUCCCUCAAGCAAAUAACCCUGUUUCCCAUGCAAAAACUGCUUACAUCCAACUGCUGAGGGGAGAAGGAAGCUGGGGUUUUGUUUGUAAGAGGGCUCAGGUUUGAAUCAGUUUUCCCAGCAAUUCUGAGGGAUUCUCCUGGAAGUUCCAUGUGAUUAGGUGCUGUACGUUGUUAUUUACUUCCAUUUAUGAACAUUUAAGUGGCUCAUUCUAACAGAAGGACUGAAUUGUAGACAGAGUUCGUCAUCACAAGUCUGGAAGUCAAAGGACCUAAAUUCUAAUCCCCGCUC
Tachyglossus aculeatus (Australian echidna) is the source of this 3970-nucleotide messenger RNA. RefSeq names its product integrin subunit beta 2 (gene ITGB2). The record is from RefSeq and is a predicted model, not a curated record. NCBI's taxonomy places the organism in Eukaryota, Metazoa, Chordata, Mammalia, Monotremata, Tachyglossidae. The transcript has 16 exons. Gene Ontology annotation, cellular component: cell surface; integrin complex; focal adhesion. Bases 146 to 2458 code for a protein of 770 amino acids. Gene Ontology annotation, biological process: integrin-mediated signaling pathway; cell-matrix adhesion; cell adhesion mediated by integrin. Gene Ontology annotation, molecular function: integrin binding; amyloid-beta binding.